UUAAAAUUUAUACGAUGAUUUCUAGAAUUCCCUUAAGACUUGUCCGAUCAUUAAAGCCUCUUAAUAUGACCACAGUUUGUGCUCCAUUUUGUACAUCAAUAGAAAAGGUUAAUAAAGGUAUAUAUUUUAUAUUAUUGGAAUUAAGCUGGUUAAAAAUUGGUGAAAAUAGUUGAAAAAGAACUCAAAUACGAAAAAACUAAUUAUGUUCCUGAUGAAACAGCCUUAGAAUUUGUUUAAAAAGCAGGAUUCUAAUUGAUCGAUUCUGAAGGAGAUCACGAAGUAACUUUGGAAAAAAAAGUUGGUGACAUCAAAAUCAUUGUCCAAUUCUAAUCAAGACAACCAAACUCUGAACAAUAAGAAGAAGAAGAGGCUGAAGAACAUAAAAAUUAGAAAGAGACAGAAGAAGAAGAAGAAAACUAAUCAGCUGAUUAUGCUGACUUCACUGUUUAUCUUUAGAAAAACAAUGGAUAAAUUCUAUGCUAUGAAUGCACAACCUCUUAAGGAGAAGUAAUCUAUUCUAUUAAAUUAUUAGAUAAACGUCAACAUGGUAAGUCUUGUCAAAGAUCUUGAAGCACACAAGAAAAUCCCCAGAUUCGAAAGAGGAUUAUAAGACUAUCAAGGACCAGAAUUUAUGACCUUAGAUGAGGUAUGGAAUAUAUUCAUAUAUUCUAUUAGAAAUUAUAAAUGACUUUGGUCGAAUACUUGAGAGGGUAUGGAAUCAAUGACGAGCUGGGAGCAUUCGUAGAACACUAUUCUUUGGACAAAGAAGAGAGACUAUACAUUUAAUGGUUAGAUCAACUAACAACAUUUUUGAAGAAUUGAGGAAAUGAAAUCAUCAUUUAUUGUAUAUUAAUAGUCAAUAUUUUUG
Messenger RNA from Paramecium octaurelia, 868 nucleotides. The record is from the annotation of a GenBank genome assembly. NCBI's taxonomy places the organism in Eukaryota, Ciliophora, Oligohymenophorea, Peniculida, Parameciidae.